UUCUUGCUUGCCAAGUUGCACAUGGACUCGCUGACGACUACACUGACCCGAAAGACGUUGAAGUCCGCGCUGCAAAAGCUACGCGACGCACAAGAACCUUCGGAAAGCCCCUACGACGCUGCCUACGCGACAACGUUGCAAAGAAUAGAAGAGCAGCCUGAGAAUAUUGUCAGGAUGGCCAAGCAAACACGUGCUUGGGUCACUUACGCUCCCUUGGGAGUUGAAGAGCUGCAGCAUGCGCUCGCCAUUGAGGAUGACACAGAAGACAUCGACUUGGACAACGUCCUUGCCUUGGAAGAUAUUUUUUCUGCCUGUGCUGGACUCCUGACCACACUCGAAAGCGACUUAAGCAGUUGUGGGAUGCCCUCCAGGCGGUCAGUCCAUCUCGUUCAUUUCACAGCUCAAGAAUAUUUGCAUCGAACGCUUGACGAAUGGUUCCCUGGUGCAUAUCUGAAGAUGACGCGCGACUGUUUCACCUACCUCUCUUAUACGACAUUUUCGUCACGGCUGUGCGUCAAGUGGCGGGUAGAGAAAUAUCGUGCCUACCCUUUCCAUGGAUACGCCGCCAGCAUUUGGGGUCACCUCGCUCACGAGAUUGAAGACAAGCAUAACGCGAAAACA
Messenger RNA from Baudoinia panamericana UAMH 10762, 621 nucleotides. RefSeq lists its product as uncharacterized. NCBI's taxonomy places the organism in Eukaryota, Fungi, Ascomycota, Dothideomycetes, Mycosphaerellales, Teratosphaeriaceae. The annotation marks the transcript as partial. The record is from RefSeq and is a predicted model, not a curated record. The transcript has 2 exons.